Ceratosolen solmsi marchali is the source of this 629-nucleotide messenger RNA. RefSeq names its product hemolymph lipopolysaccharide-binding protein-like. Lineage: Eukaryota; Metazoa; Arthropoda; Insecta; Hymenoptera; Agaonidae. The coding region runs from base 153 to 464 and encodes 103 amino acids. The record is from RefSeq and is a predicted model, not a curated record. The transcript has 3 exons.
UAAGCUUAACCGCUACAUUUAGUAAUCAAAUUUUGGAUAAUUUGUGCAAUACUUGUACAUGUGAAAAAGCAUCCAUAAUUCCCGAUCUAACAACAGAUUUGCAAAGCAUUGGACCAUUAACGUGGUUUGAAUCUUGGAGGGUAUGCCACAAUAUGGGAGCUCAUCUUGCCGUUCCAUCAAAUGAAAAGGAAAUGAAUAUGAUAGUAAAUUAUUUAAAAUUUAUAAAUCUGACAGAAGCAUUUAUAGGAAUUCACGAUAUAUUCGACGAAGGUCGUUUUGUAACUGUGCACGGUGUACCUUUUGUACCGAAUAAUUUUCUUAAGUGGUCUACAUCGCCGCAUCUGGAACCUGAUAAUUUCAAUAAUGAAGAUUGUUGUGUAUUAUCAAGGAAUGGAUUCCUCAGUGAUGAUGCGUGUACUGAAAAAAGAAAUGCAAUUUGCCAGAGAUACAAAUCUUUUUGUUAAAUGUUUAAUGUAUAAAGAGAAAAGGCAACUUUCCAAUAAAUACGGACGUCUAUUUCUAUUUUUUGUCUGCAGAAUAUAUCACAGAUUCAUAAUCGCGAGGCGUAAGCUCGUAUAUGCCGCUGCUCUUUAAACAAGUAGAAAUCCGCUUAGCAAGCUCGUCUCUCA